Molecule: messenger RNA, 1237 nt
Organism: Impatiens glandulifera
Lineage: Eukaryota; Viridiplantae; Streptophyta; Magnoliopsida; Ericales; Balsaminaceae
Exons: 5
Coding region: 281-652 (123 amino acids)
Source: RefSeq, a predicted model, not a curated record
UUUCUGGACUGAAAGAAACCGGGGAGGGCUUGACGCCAUUUUCAGAGGAUUCUUCGAUUUGAGUCGCCGACGACAGAGCAGAGCUCAUGUUGUUAUUUAUCUUCUUCAAGUAGUAGAGGGCGGUCAUUUUCAGAGGAUUCUUCUCUUUAAUCUCCCAUAACAACUUGCCGUGAUCUUUUUCUUCUCUUUCUCAUCUCCUAACAACCAGUGACGACUUCUUCUUAACGAUCGGAUCUUCAACGGAGUAUUCUGGAUCCAGCAGCUGCAGCAGGCAAGAAUCAUGAGGAAGGUGUAUGAUGGUUUCUUAGAGAUCCUGAAGAUCCAGAAGUUGAGGAGAAUAGUUAAAGGCAGUGUAUUCUUUUGUUUCUCUGCAGUCUUGAAUUAUGCCUAUACAAGCAACACGACUCGAGCUGGAUUUUCAAGAGCUGACCAAUUUUACGCGUCCUACCCUGCUGGAACAGAGCUCCUAACAGACACUGGGAAGUUGUAUAAAGCUGCCCUUGGGAAUUGCUUUGAGGAGGAGGAGUGGGGACCUAUUGAAUGGUCAGUAAUGGCUAAACAUUUUGAAAGACAAGGAAAAUCUCCCUAUGCAUACCACUCUCAAUACAUGGCACAUCUUGCUUCUCAUGGACACAUUGAUGGAAGUGGUUAAACCCUAAAAUUCAAACAUGGAAAAACAUCCAUUUCUUCUUCUUCUUCUCCAUGCCAUUGUAGAAGAAUAAUUCCUUCUUUUGUAUAAGAAUUAUUUUUAGGUUAUUGAUUUAACAUCCCUUUCUGUCCAUGGAAUUAUUCUGUUUCAGGUUAAAUAAAAUUUUGAAAAUGAUCAUUUGAUCUUUUCUCCAUUCAUGUUUGUGUUGUAAUUUCUAUCCACUUAUACCAGUUCAUGUAAUUAUUUUUUCUUUUGUUAAUAAACUGAAUGAUUAGAAAUUGGAAUAUUUGAAACAAAUAUCAGAAACAGUGAUUGGUCCACGUCAUCAGACAAGAUCCUCUCUUAGCCAAUAGCAGCAAAGAAAUAGAUCAUGUAGAUAUGGCAUCCCUAGGAUAAGGAUAAGGUGGGCAUUUGUUUCUUCGUCCCCUAUUGGUUAAUCAAAAAACACAUUGUGAAAUCACAGCCGUCCAAUUGAAAAAGAUCUUGCGAAAUCAACAAUAGCCACAAGAAUGUAACUAAUUAAAAUGAAAUAAAUACUCAUCAUCUCCCACCUAUCAUCACGAAAACCAAAUCACCGGAAAACAAAAA